UGAUUGGCUGACAACCGGGUGGGUGGAUCAGGAGAAAAGCAAACAUUGCCACAGGCUUUGCCACUCUGUACCUGUCUGUUUGACUGCCUCCAGUUCUCUCUCGACUCAGGUCAGAUACCCUCUCUCAAGCUUUCAGCCCAUCCGCCUCGCCGCUUACUUUCUCCUCGCAGCCAUGAGGACCACUGUGGUCGCUGUUGUCAUGGUGAUGUUGUGCGUGAUGAUGGUAGACGCAGACGUGAAGCCGCAGAGAGAUUUCAACCUGCGGAUGUUUGCAGGGAGAUGGUACCGGGUGGGCCUGGCCUAUGACUCUUCAAGCUUCACGCCCUUCAGAGACAAAGUGAAGGCCUCCAUGGGCAGCGUCGCCGCACUGCCAAACGGCAAUGUUAACCUCACGAUGUGGGACGCCACACCUUUUGGUUGUCAGAGAAAGGUGUACAACUAUGAGAAGACCAGCGUACCUGGACAGUUCACCUACUUCAGCACACGCCACAACAUCGUGAAAGACAUCACAGUGGUGGACACGAACUAUACUGAUUACGCCGUGGUUCUCAAAAACAAGGUUUUUAACAGAGAGUACACACAGGUUGCUCUUUACGGUCGCACUCAAACGGUCUCGAACGGUAUAAUUGCGAAGUUUAAAACCUUUGCCUUGUCCCAAGGUUUCCCCAGAGACUCGAUUCUGACUCCACCUCCAGCAGGUAAAAUAGAGGGAGCACAUAUGCACACACAGGUAAUGUGGAGAGUUACAUGACACUGAAGUGUCCUACAUGUUUUCUGGCCAACAGAAAAUUGCCCACCAUUAAGAUCUGGGCGUUAGGUGAGUCUUUUUUUACAUUGGAUUUUAAAAUAUUGACAAACAGGUGAGUUACUUAUACAUUCAGCUGUAUACGUGACUUCACAUCUUCAGUGUUAAUGAGUAUGUGUGUCUCCUUAUAGGUUCUCUGCUGUACCUGAGAUGAUGGUGGCAUGCAUUUCCUGACGUGCUGCUUUUUGUUUGCCGGGUCACUUUUUCCCACAAUUUAUAGCUGAUGAAAUGUAUUUGUCAUUCUCUGUUAUGUAGUGUUUUACAUUAUGUUCCAUCAUUCAUAGUUAAUUAAAACAUAUUUACCUCCAGGUUAUUUAAAUAACAAAUUGUGUAAUGUUCUCCACCUGAAUGUAAUCCGAUGUGCUGUUUCACAGUGUUGACAUUGUCAAAUAAACCUUAACCUCCAG
Molecule: messenger RNA, 1212 nt
Organism: Cyclopterus lumpus (lumpfish)
Lineage: Eukaryota; Metazoa; Chordata; Actinopteri; Perciformes; Cyclopteridae
Gene: ptgdsa
Product: prostaglandin D2 synthase a
Exons: 5
Coding region: 173-751 (192 amino acids)
Molecular function (GO): small molecule binding
Source: RefSeq, a predicted model, not a curated record